AUUGCACGCAGUGAAAUUCUUUUGCAGGAUGAAGCUUUAAUUCGUGAUGACAACCAUCGAUUAUCAUUAUAUUAUGCAGCGGAAAAAGGAGAUACAACUACUCUUAAACGAAUUUUAGAGAUGGAUUCAUCAUUAAUCGAUAUUAAAGAUGAAAAUGGGUAUACUCCACUAAUGGUUAGUUCAAUGUGUGGAAAUGUAGAUACGAUGAAGAUGCUCCUUGAGAAUGGAGCGCAAAUCAAUCAUGUUGAUAAGGAGAAACAUUCAGCUGUGCAUUGGGCUGUUGUCUGCGGGCAAUUGGCAGCUUUAACAGUUCUUCUCGAAAAAGGUGCAAAUGCGAAUAUCAAGGACCAUCAGGGUGCGCAACCGCUACAUUACGCUACUGUAAUGGAAGAUAUACCUCCUGAAAGAGGCGAAGCUAUCCUUCAUAUAUUACUGAAAUAUGGUGCAUUGGUGAAUGGAAAAGACGUUGAUGGCCGCACGCCAUUACAUUGGGCUAGCAGCAAUGGAAAUGCUGCAGCAAUUCAAAGUCUCAUUCAAGCAGGUGGCAAUCAAUAUGAAUUAGAUCGAGAUAGGCUGACAACAUUGCAUUGUGCCGCAAGUCAUGGACAUGUAAAUAUUCUUGAGAUGCUCAUUGAGUCAUCAGGCGAAUCGAUCGUGGACUGGAUGGAUAGAAAUGGAGAUACAGCCUUGUUUUAUGCGGUCACACUUGCUCACUAUGAAUGCAGCAAAUUCCUGCUAAUGAGCAAUGCAAAUCCUAAUCAUCAAGAUUACCGGCUGCAAUGUCCAAGUCACUGUGCUGCAGCAAAAGGGCAGUUAAAAAUUUUGAAACUUUUGAAACACUAUGGAGCUAGUUUCGAAAUCCAGAAUCGUCGUGGUGAUAUACCUCUUCAUGAAGCCAUACAGGCUGGUAGUAAAGAUGUAGUUGAAUGGUUAUUAUCAUUGCAUCCAUCCACUGUAAAUGCUGCUAAUCAUGAAGGUCGAACGGGCCUUCAUUUAUCAGCUGCCUCAGGCGAUAUGGAAUUGGUUGUCCUAUUAUGCACAAAAGGAGCUGAAAUUAACCCUUUAAUGUUAUAUAAGGGAACUCUUUACACUCCUCUUGACUUAGCAGCGUACAAAAAUCAUACUUUGGUUGUCGAUUAUUUAAAUCAACGACAUAGAGCUAAACGUGCUGAUCAGAUUCCUGAAGAACAAAGGAUAGAUUCGACCACACAACUUGAAGAAAGCAUGCAGAAAGGUAUGAAAACAAAUCAACGCUAUGCACAUGAAAAAGCCAUUUUCCAAGAAUUGACUCAUUUGAAACGAGUGCAAAUCCAAUAUGGUAAAGCCAAAGAGCCGAUUUUAGUUCGAUCACUGAUUGGCAACUUUUGCAAGAUGCAUGAGUUAAAUCCAGCGUAUUUCAAAUUUCAGACAUUUUAUGCAUGGGAAAAAUUCUUAUAUGAUCAACUUUCAGAUCAGCUUAAAAUGAUUUAUUUGGAAGAAAGACGCCGAUUAAUGAAUGCAGGUCGACCAGGCGCUUGGAAUACAGGCAAAACAAGGUAA
Messenger RNA from Dracunculus medinensis (Guinea worm), 1539 nucleotides. The record is from the annotation of a GenBank genome assembly. NCBI's taxonomy places the organism in Eukaryota, Metazoa, Nematoda, Chromadorea, Rhabditida, Dracunculidae.